Diutina rugosa is the source of this 1689-nucleotide messenger RNA. RefSeq names its product dolichyl-P-Man:Man(7)GlcNAc(2)-PP-dolichol alpha-1,6-mannosyltransferase (gene ECM39). The record is from RefSeq and is a predicted model, not a curated record. NCBI's taxonomy places the organism in Eukaryota, Fungi, Ascomycota, Pichiomycetes, Serinales, Debaryomycetaceae. Bases 1 to 1689 code for a protein of 562 amino acids. Gene Ontology annotation, cellular component: endoplasmic reticulum membrane. The transcript has a single exon. Gene Ontology annotation, molecular function: alpha-1,6-mannosyltransferase activity. Gene Ontology annotation, biological process: protein N-linked glycosylation.
AUGCCACGAGUGAUCGACGCCGUGUUGGUGGCGAUCGUCGCCUACCACCUUUAUCUCGCCCCCUAUACCAAAGUAGAGGAGCUGUUUAACAUCCAGGCGAUCCACGAUAUCGUCAAUUACGGCGCCUUCCCGCAGGAGGUCAUCACCGCCCACUAUGACCACGUCGCCUUCCCCGGGGCCGUCCCCCGGCUGUUUGUCGGGGCCUUAGUGAUUUCUGGGUUUACUAAGAUGAUUAUGAACGUGAGCAAAUGGUUCGGUCACCCAUUGGUGGUCGACGGGGCCACCGAGGCCGAUUUGCUCCUCGUGGUGAGAAGCGUGCUUGGCCUCGCCAACGCCAUGGGGAUCGUUGCCAUUGGCCACGCCAUCGAUAAAGUGACCCCGAAAAAGCGUGGUGUUGGCUGGUGGUACACGUUGCUUGCAUGUGGCCAGUUCCAUUUGCUCUACUAUGCCCUGAGAACAUUACCGAACUUUGUGGCGCUUCCCGUGGUCAAUUUCGCGUUGGCCAAGCUUAUUCAGGGGGAUAUCUCGGGGUUAUCGUGGCUAGCAUUCUGUGGCGUGGUGUUCCGCCUUGAAAUUGGCGUUUUCGCCACCAUCAUUGCCAUAGUGUCAUCACUCAUAUUCCGCCAAACCCAGUUGUCGGUGGCGAUCGUGAUGCUUAUGGCGGGUACAGUAUUCGGGUUAUUCAUCAGUAUCCUGUUUGACCUGUACUUUUGGGGUCGGUUAGUGUGGCCGGAGCUCGAAGGGUUUGUGUUUAACGUUGUCCAUGGAAAAUCAGUUAACUGGGGUACCGAGCCGUGGAAGGCCUACUUCACGCGCUACUUAUGGCAAUUAUUCCGCCCUCCGCUUGUGCUUUUGCUUGUUAUCCCCGGGCUCGUUAGUGACCCUGUGGGAGAAAUAAAGUCAUCACCAAAGAACCAAAAACAGCCUGAAACUGCGAUCACUCACCCGUCAAAGAACAUUUUGAGGAUCUUAACUGUUUCGUCAAUCAUUUACGUGGCGGUGAUGUCGUUUCAGCCGCAUAAGGAGUGGCGGUUCAUCAUUUACACUGUACCGAUAUUCAUUGCCAGUGCCGCCAAUGCGAUGAAUAACGUGUGGAGCAAGCGUCGCGACAGUAUCUCCACCCUGAUAUUAGCGGCUGGGUUGUCGUUGGUGGCGGUGGCGAGUAUAUUUGUGGGCUUACUCUUUGGCUACUUCUCCAGCUACAACUACCCCGGCGGCGAAGCGCUCUACCAAACCAACAAGUGGCUCGACCAGCACUACCAGAACUCGCUGGCAUUAGUGCACAUGGACGUGGCGCUGUGUAUGACGGGGAUCAACCGGUUUGGCGAGAUUCACCGCUUAGACGAUACCAUUAUCUACGAUAAAACUGAGGAUGACGACGUCCUCAAGGAGAUUUGGGACAGUAUCGAUAUUUUGAUCAGCGAAAAGCAACCCGACGUCAAUGAAGGAUGGCAGCACGUGUACACUGCCCGCAAAUUCAGUGGGGUAUCGCUAGUCCCGACUAAAGCGUUGGUACAAGCAUUACGACUUGAUCCUGUCAAUUACGGUAAAGGUCUAUUGACGCUGGUGGUGGACGAAGUGAAACGAGGCCAAUGGGAAACGGCCCAGUUAUGGCUACAACAGUCAGUCAAGACAGAGGAGUACUUGUACGUGUUUGAGCGUACCCGGCACCCCGACGAUGACAACUAA